Messenger RNA from Tuber aestivum (summer truffle), 5121 nucleotides. The record is from the annotation of a GenBank genome assembly. Lineage: Eukaryota; Fungi; Ascomycota; Pezizomycetes; Pezizales; Tuberaceae.
AUGUCGAGACCUACGGAGAGCGAGAUAGCGAGUAGACUACCUUGGUCGGAAAUGGCUAGGGAUCGAACUUCCUCCUCACCCUCCGAUAGCUCCUCAUCGGAAUCCCCGGGUUCGGGAGGGACCCUUCUUGCAGGCGGCGGCGGCGCGGGAAUUACGGUCCCGCAGACUCUGGUGCAGGGCUAUGAACGGCCACUAGACUUCCUUCACUUGCUCUCGCUUGUACGUAGGGUGUGGCCAAAAAACGACGAACUUCGUACUUAUCGCCCCGUAUCGGUGGGGCUCAACACUUUGGGUGCGGGCUUGUCAUUCCAAGUUUCGCUAUAUCCGCUUGGAGCGAGGUCUCGGGACUUUCUCAAUAGGCGCGUGGGAUACGAUAUUGGUGACAAGUUUGUGGUGAAGGGAUUGAAGUUUGUUGACGAUUAUAACAAUGACAUCGCGAAGGACAAGUUGUAUGAUGCUUGCCUGAGGGAGAUACGGGCCCUUACGCAUCCGCCGUUGCGAUCUCAUCCGAACAUAAUCACGCUUUUGGGCGUUGCGUGGGAGCCAGAGCUUAACCACCACGACGUUGCCUGGCCAUUACUUGUGUUAGAGUACUCCGAAGAGGGCACGCUGAGAGACUACCAGACGGGAAAGCCAGAGAUGGAGUUUUUGGAGAAAAUGCAACUCUGCGAAGACGUUGGAAGGGCAUUAUUGGCUAUUCAUGGAAGUGGUAUAGUGCAUGGAGAUGUAAAGAGUGAGAAUAUACUCGUUUUCUGGUCGGUGGAGAAGGGAAGGAUGGUCGGAAAGGUUGGGGACUUUGGAUCUUCGGUCUUGGAUUUCAGGGAGGACGGGCGCAGGGGGUUACGGGCACAUACGAUUCCCUGGAAUGCCCCUGAAUAUGACGAGGAUAUCCCGAGGGAACACCUGAAAUUCACGGAUGUUUAUAGUUUCGGGAUGCUAAUUUUUCGCGUCAUGCUUGGAGGCAUCAAUCCGUUCAAGAUCGCCCCGUUCAAGUCUGGCGACGUGGAUAUUGAGCUACGAUCGCAAGAACUUAAGAGAGACCCCGAAUUUCUAUCACUAGUGGCAGUGAUGUUAUACGAGCGCUGCGAUGCCUCGGAAGCUGAUACUGUUUGCGAGGUUCUGGAAUUCACUUUACAAUACCUACCAACACGGCGGAAUCUUGAAAAAGCCGUCAUCGAGCUUUGCCGGCUUACAGGGAAUUCCGAGAAUAUACCUCCCGUCACUCUGUUAGAAGAAUUUGAUUACGAAGAUGUCAGUCUUACCUUCGCCGUAUUAGUUUAUAGUAGGCUAGCUAACCUUACUAGAUCGUUUUUGACGCUCACUGCUUGAAAGAGGAUAAUUUUUGCGUGCGGGCUUCCGUCAUUCAUGCUCUAGAAGCUGUUGCGUCCAGUAACUCGGUACAUGCACAUCGGGCCAGUUUCCAGCUGUUCCACUUAUUUCUUAAUCGUUAUGGCGAAGGCAUUACUGGUGCCUCAGAAAUGACGCUGGUAUGGCUAUUGCGUUACAUGGAUAGUGGGGGAUAUGAUAGGUUAGGACAUUUGGUCGCUCGAAUCUUUGAUGCAUUGGGUGCUCAGCUUGAUAAAGAGAUUCCAUUGCAAGCCUUACUGCGACAGGGGGCAUUAAAAGGAUCGCAUACAGCGUUUGAAGAUCUAAAGAAGUACUACCCCGACACGUAUGAUGAGACUCUUGCACUAUUCCGUGAACGUGGGGGGGCUAUGGGCGUGUCGCAGCGGUCUGCAUUGUUCCGGCGGGUAGAUGUAAGGAGUCUGGGUGGAAUAGCUGAUGCAAUCGGGAACUCGCCUGGUGUCGAGCUGUGUAAUAUUCACGUCACAGAAGACCAGGAUACAUUGUUGCAUUGUGCUGCUCGAUCAGGUUAUCUGGAAGUGGUUCAAUGUCUCAUAAGCAUGGGCAUAGACGUCAAUGUUCUUAACCGCCUUGGGGAGACUCCUUUGCUAGCAGCCAGUAGGGCAGGGCAUUAUGAAAUCUCUAGGUGUCUUAUAGAGGCGGGAGCUAGGGCGGACAAAACGAGCAUUUUCGGGGAAGGCCCGAUCCAUUUCUUACCGUUUUUCGACGAUCAACAUAUCGACUCCGUUUCUGAGUUGAUGGUCAGAAACGGCGCAGACGUAGAUGAGUGGGCAACGGAAAACCCACGGGCGGCUGAGCACGGAUUUUGGGGCCACUCCCCGUUGCAUUACGCAGUCGCGAGAAAUCACAUAGCUAGCAUUAGGGCUCUUCUCCGACUCGGUGCUGAUCCUUAUGCCAAGGAUGAGGGUUUUAGAUCGGCCAUUCGUUGGGCAUGCUUGCUUUGCCGUGCCGAGGCACUAGAGAUGAUGGUAGCGGUAUCAAGUCGUAGGCUUUCAUCGGACGACUCUGAGCCCAGCCCGCUAGCAGAAGCUGUCCUUGGUCCUGCAAGCCGUCUGGACAAUAUUGGAGAACAUGGACGAAACUAUGAGAAUGCCAAGAUAGCCACUCUUAAAGUUCUGGAUAAAUACAAAGCUAUCGAUUACGGGAAUAUGUACGGCUCUGCAUCUCUUACAAUACUCCACUAUACUGUUCUGGCAGGUUACCCAAUGGUAGUGAACUACCUCCUAACCCACACACCCUCAAAGCAACAUCUUGAUGUUGACCUUGAAGGCAAAACCCCACUGACGGUGGCGAUCCGCAUGGGGUACAGGGACGUCUUCGAAGUUCUACUUCGUCAUGGGGCAGACAUACACUUAACACCUGCGGCUACUCGGGGUCGUGCAAGCUAUCUUCACGUCUGUGCGAUUGCGGGUCACCGGGAUGUGUUCUUUCCGGAACAACUACUAAAGCAUGGAGCGCUGGUAGAUCGGAUGGAUGAAAGAGCGCGAACACCAUUUGCUUUAGCCGUCACUGACGGCAACUACCCGGUUGCUGAUCUUCUCCUUCAACACGGCGCAGAUCGGGACUAUGUUUGGGAGGGCUAUACUCUCUUGGCCCGGUUUCUAAUGAUUCCUCUACCACUGAAGAGUAUAAAAUAUAUGAUGACAUGCAAGUCAAACCCGGAAAGGCCUCCUCCGUCAUUCAUCUGCUCUCCGCGCUUGGGUGGGAGUGUUUUCCAUGCAAUUGCUGCGGAUGGUACGGACGCGGAAAAGGCCUCUGUAGAAGCGAAGGGUGUCUUCCGAUAUCUGCAAGAACUAUGGCCGGGGGAAGAACAUAUAAAUGCUUGUGACAGAAUGGGCGUCUCCCCAUUAGGGAUUUCAGUGGCACGCUCUAAGGUAGACCUUAUUAAUAUGAUGAUUGCGGCAGGCGCAGACCCAAACUUGGGCCCACUGCCGCCCCUAUAUUGUGCGUUGGUAAAUCAAAAAUGGGCUAAUGAACAGAUCGGAAGGGUCGCCGGAGGGUGGAUGACUAGACGUACUAAGAAGAUAGCUGAUAACGUCGUCGCGAUUCUUAAGGAGGCCGGCGCGUGGGUAGAUAUAGAUCCCCAUACCGGUUUUCCCAAAACGUUUGGCAUGGAGGAAGUAUUACGGAGAAUGCCAGCGGAGGUGUGCUCGCCAUAUUCAAUUGAAUGGCCAUUUAACUCACUGUUUGGUAGGAUUUCGAGAUGUGUUAUAAGAUGUUAUUGGAUGGGUCUAGGGAUAGUGAGGCUGGUGUCACUGAAAGAUAUGGCCGGGAGGCAAAUGGACGGAAGGCCAGGGAGUAUUCUAUGGCUUUACCUGCCACUAAUCCAGCUAGACGAGCCCUUCCGCUCCUAUUAGGAGAACUGGCUAGCCGACCCGGCGCUACGGUAAUCAUGGCGAUUGAGUUUUCGGCUGAAAAUAUGCUAAAUUUAUUCAGGCUUUGUCGGACCAAGCUGCUAAAACUUCGGAUAGAAACUGGCCCCAAAACACGGCGCCGAGCGCACAGGAAAACGCGCAAUUGAACCAGAGAGAAGGGAGUGAGAGGCGGAAGGAGCAGUCCAGGAAGGCUCCUGGAACGGCAUUGGACAGUACUAAUGGCUCACAGCUACCGAAAGCAAGAUCCAGGGCGUCGCAGUCAAGUGGCCCAGAGAAGUCCUUUAAUCCGGGAAGUGGUAUAUCGCAAUUAUCCUCGUUGGGCAGUAACUCGCUACUACCACCUUCAAGAGAGUUGGAGACAUCUACCGAUGCAUGGUCUCCUUCAAAUAGUUCCUCGUCAGUGCUCGCAUAUAGACCACCUCCAAGAAAGCCAGGGUUAUCUCUUGGAGCACGGCGCGAUAUAUCACGAUCAUUCCUUUCAAAUGUAGCCCCGACGGAGCUACCUUACCGGCAACAUCCUAGGCACUCAAUUAGUUCUCGCGCAUCCAGAUCGCCGCCUCCUUCAUUACUUAAUACCCCUGUACUAAGUUCGCUUUCCCCAAGCUCCCCAGAUAUCUUCUCACCUACCCAUAGAGGUAUCUCCCAGUUGUCGCCAUCAAUGGCCACUCCUGACCCGGGAAAUAAUUGCCCGCCACCCUCACAGCCCGUCCCGGUGCCACUGCACUCCCCGAGUGAGGCCUCUUCCUCAUCGUCGGUGUCUGGAAGCAUGACCAUGCCUACUGUCAUCCGGGAGACACGAUCUGCCCUAGCAGCAUCUUCAUCACAAGCUUUAUCCCAACCCCUCUCCCCUCACCGGGGCAUCUCCCAGCUCUCACCUUCCUUUCAGCAAACCCCGCACACUCCUCACCGGAGCUCUUCUUCCUUCUGCCAAUACAUCCCCCGGACUAUCCCCCACCAAAAGCCUCCACAUGAAAUCCUUGAGUCCCUCCGCCCCGCCAUACUCCCAUUGAUCACCGCUUUGGUAGAUUCCUGCCGCAGCGAUGCCAUCCCACGACGCAAUUUAAAGAUUUGCCUAGAGAGCCAUCUUUGUGUGCCAAAUCUUAUAGACCUCAAGUGGGACCCUGCCGCCCCAUUGGGUAGUAGUUCAGUAAAAGAGCUUCAAUCAGGAGUCAAUAAGAUGCUGAGGGGGUUUUCAAUUGUUAUAAAUUUGAAACUUAGGGUCGAGAUGUGUGGGGAACGUGGGACGAGGACCAUGCUCAGGGUCUUGAUUGACGAAGAUGGAGGUAUUACGGGUGACGAUGGAUGGUUAAGGACCGAGGGGGCGGGAUGGGAGGAUUUGGAGAGAAUUGAGGCAGGAAUAAUGUUUCCUCAGGAGACUUGA